Lodderomyces orthopsilosis Co 90-125 is the source of this 519-nucleotide messenger RNA. RefSeq lists its product as uncharacterized. The transcript has a single exon. The coding region runs from base 1 to 519 and encodes 172 amino acids. The record is from RefSeq and is a predicted model, not a curated record. Lineage: Eukaryota; Fungi; Ascomycota; Pichiomycetes; Serinales; Debaryomycetaceae.
AUGUAUCAUCCCCAAAACCCUUAUCAGUCUUUACUUAGGACGGAGAAUAUAGAACCACUAAUCGGUACCAUUGAGCAGCUAAAUACUGAAGUGAGCAACAACGAAGCAACCCUUUUUGAAUUAUGUCGUGUCCUUGAUGGCGACUUUCAGUUUCCCACCUCGGUUUCCAAAUUAAACGAGUCAGAAACGAAAAAGGGCACUAAUAACGAAGCAUUGUUCUAUCUUAUCGAGCAGAAAUACAAUCUACCGCAUUCAGAGGAUGAAUCUAGAGAGGGCAGAUUACAGAACUUGCGUGACCAAGUCAGCCACAUGGCCAAGCUUCGUGAAUCAAAAGUUAGGAAGAACAAGGAACUCCUUCAGUUAAUCCAUGAUUACGAGGACGAGAUUAUGUUACAUAUUCUACCUGAACUAAGGAAUAAGCUUGAUUUCUCGGAGGACAAAGACGUGGUUCACAAAUUAAUAGAACAGAAGUUUCAACGAGAGGCCGAGUUAUUCUGCAAGUUUAUCGAUAAGAUGUGA